Messenger RNA from Truncatella angustata, 765 nucleotides. Its product is annotated as secretory lipase-domain-containing protein. The record is from RefSeq and is a predicted model, not a curated record. Gene Ontology annotation, molecular function: triacylglycerol lipase activity. Lineage: Eukaryota; Fungi; Ascomycota; Sordariomycetes; Amphisphaeriales; Sporocadaceae. Gene Ontology annotation, biological process: lipid catabolic process. The coding region runs from base 1 to 765 and encodes 254 amino acids. The transcript has 3 exons.
AUGUGGGGCUAUAGUGGCGGCUCGCUCGCUCGCUCGAAAGCUGCUGAGCUGCAGAUUCAAUUUGCCCCUGAGCUGUUAACGGGCUUCGUGGGUGCCGCAUUGGGCGGCCUGGUGGACAACCUCAAAGCCUUUUACACCGUCACUAACAAGACACCUUACACGGGGAACCUUGCCCUCUCCAUGAUGGGUAUUAUGAGCGAAUUCCCAAUGGUCGACACCUAUCUGCGUAGCCGCGUUAAAACUAAAGGCUCGCACAAUGCCAUCGCCUUUCUCAAGGGCCGUGAGAUGGAUUCACGACUGUAUUUCUACGCCUAUUGGGGCCAGAAUAUCUAUGGUUACUUUGUUGGCGGUCAAGCUUACCUUGAGGGGUCACAAGCUUUGCGGUAUGAUGUCAACGCGCAACACGAGCGCAGCACGGUCUGUGGCCAGGUUUCUGAGAUACUAGUGGAAACGGGACUUGGUGAGCCAGUGGCAAAACUGAGUCCCAGUACUGGCACCAGUGUGAACGACGUCCCGGCCGAAAUCCCGACAGCUGGAGAGUCUAAUUACUGUGAUGGUGAUAUUACUAUUGUCGGGCCCUCUAUUCAAGUUGUGGUUGCUGAUGAUGUGGAGGUGUUCCCAGACUUGCUCCGUUCCGGAAAAUCCCAGCAUGUCCAGGUACCGACAUCAGGCGUCCCUUUCGGAUCUGUUUCCACAGCUUGGCGGCCCGAAUCCGAAGAGCGCGAGUGUCUCGACAACUUAUUUCACGAUACAUAUGCUUUUUGA